UUGGGUGUGGUGUACACUGAAGAUGGCUUUGUAGAAGGCAUCAACAAGAAACUUGGCCUCUUUGGCGACUCUGUGGACAUCUUCAAGGGCAUCCCUUUUGCUGCCGUCCCCAAGACUCUGGAGAAUCCCCAGCAACAUCCUGGCUGGCAAGGGAUACUGAAGGUUGAAGAAUACAAGAGUGAGUGCCUGCAGAUCAACAUGAUCCAGGGCAACACUGUAGGGUCAGAGGACUGCCUGUACCUCAACAUCUGGGUCCCCCAGGGCAAGAAGGAAGUCUCCAGAGACCUGCCUGUCAUGGUCUGGAUCUACGGUGGUGCCUUCUAUAUGGGAUCUGCACAAGAAGAACACGAUUUUAACAACAACCCUCUGUAUGAUGGGGAGCAGAUUGCCACACGUGGCAAUGUCAUCGUGGUCACCUUCAACUAUCGUAUGGGCCCCCUUGGCUUCCUCAGCACUGGAGAUCUCAAUAUGCCAGGUAACUAUGGCCUUCGGGACCAGCACAUGGCCAUCAAAUGGGUGAAAAGAAACAUAGCAACCUUUGGAGGAGACCCUAAAAACAUCACCAUCUUUGGGGAAUCAGCUGGAGGCGCCAGUGUCUCUCUUCAGACUCUCUCUCCCUACAACAAGGGUUUAAUCAGACGAGCCAUCAGCCAGAGUGGCGUAGGAGUGAGCCAUUGGGCCAUUCAAAAGAACCCACUUUACUGGGCCAAGUGGAUGGCCAAGAAGGUGGGCUGCCCCGUGGAUGACAUCUCUAUGAUGGCCAAGUGUCUGAAAACCACCGACCCCCAGGCCCUGAUUCUGUCCUACAAAAAUCCUCUGGAGGACCCCAUAUCAAAUGAUCUGGGCUUUGUCCCAGUCGUGGAUGGAGAUUUCAUUCCUGAUGACCCCAUGAAUCUGUAUGCCAAUACUGCUGACAUUGACUACCUAGCAGGCACUAAUGAUAUGGAUGGAAGCUUCAUUUCUGUCAUUGAUAUACCAGACAUUCACCAGACUAACACGACUGUGACAGAGGAGGACUUCUACAAGCUAGUCAGGAAGUUCACUGUCACCAAGGGCCUCCUAGGUGCCAACACCACCUUUGACAUCUACACUGAGUCCUGGACUAACCACUCAUCCCAGGAGAACAAAAAGAAGACUGUGGUGGAUUUUGAGACUGACAUCUUCUUCCUGAUACCUAACAAAAUGGCUGUGGCCCAGCACAGACUCAAUGCCAAGAGCGCCAAGACCUAUACCUACCUGUUUUCUUACCCCUCUCGGAUGCCUGUCUAUCCUGACUCGACGGGGGCCGAGCAUACAGAUGACCUACAGUAUGUGUUUGGGCAGCCUUUUGCCACUCCUCUGAAGUAUGGACCUCAAGACAGGAUUCUCUCCAAGGCCAUGAUUGCCUACUGGACCAACUUUGCCAGAACUGGAGAUCCAAACAUGGGCCACUCAGUUGUCCCUACACACUGGGAUCCCUACACCCUGGAAAAUGACAAUUACCUGGAGAUCAACAGUAAGAUUGAUAGCAACUCAAUGAAGCAGCAUCUGAGGACCAACUAUAUGCAGUACUGGUCCUUGACCUACCAGGCACUACCCACGGUGACAAAUGGGGAAUUUUCCCCCAUGCCUCUCACCGAUGACUCUGAAGUGGCUUCCUUGCCCCCAGAAGAUGACUCUGAGGAAGCUGCCCCGGUGUCCCGUACAGGUGACACUGAGGAUGUGAAGAUGGCCAUAGACCUUCGCUUCUAA
This is a messenger RNA of Elephantulus edwardii (Cape elephant shrew), 1731 nucleotides long. RefSeq names its product bile salt-activated lipase-like. The transcript is spliced from 10 exons. Gene Ontology annotation, molecular function: triacylglycerol lipase activity; signaling receptor activity; sterol ester esterase activity. The coding region runs from base 199 to 1731 and encodes 510 amino acids. Gene Ontology annotation, cellular component: postsynaptic specialization membrane; cell surface; synapse. The record is from RefSeq and is a predicted model, not a curated record. Gene Ontology annotation, biological process: neuron cell-cell adhesion; modulation of chemical synaptic transmission; chemical synaptic transmission. NCBI's taxonomy places the organism in Eukaryota, Metazoa, Chordata, Mammalia, Macroscelidea, Macroscelididae.